Anneissia japonica is the source of this 5238-nucleotide messenger RNA. RefSeq names its product follistatin-related protein 1-like. Gene Ontology annotation, biological process: regulation of BMP signaling pathway; multicellular organism development; cell differentiation. The record is from RefSeq and is a predicted model, not a curated record. Lineage: Eukaryota; Metazoa; Echinodermata; Crinoidea; Comatulida; Comatulidae. The coding region runs from base 173 to 1189 and encodes 338 amino acids. The transcript has 11 exons. Gene Ontology annotation, molecular function: protein binding; calcium ion binding.
CAAUGGUAUAAGCAGUACAUCUCCAACGAUUGACGAAUCAGAAAACUGCAAGAAACAAAAACCCUUGAGCUUCUCUAAUACGGUCUCAGUCUGGACGAGAAUAUAUUUUCUUUGGUAUACUGUUGGUGGUGGUAGGCGUCUAUUAUCUGUUUGCCUGUGAACUAUUAACAAGAUGCAGUUAAGUUUUCUCUUUUGUACUUUUGUGUACUUUAUUGCGAUUGGAUUUACCUACUCCACGGCAAGUAUACAAAUUAUGAAGGAUGAUGUUUCUAAGAGGCCACACAAUGGGACAGAUUUGAAGAGGUUUCUAAAAAAUCGAAACCGGGCGGAGAAACUUGCAUGUCGUGGUGUUGACUGCAGUUCCGGGAGACAAUGUGCUCUUGAUGAUGCUGGGCAGGUCACAUGCAUUUGCAUUAAGAAAUGUUCCAAGAAUGAUCGUCCAAUUUGUGCAAGUAAUGGACAGACAUUCCGCAACAAAUGUGAGAUGCAUCGUCACGCAUGCAUUGCUGGGAUACAGCUGUCAAAGAACCAUAGCAAACCCUGCCUCGAGCCUGAAUCUCAUCAACUGAUUACCAAAAAGAAAAUCCGACCAAUCGUAUGCUAUGAGAACGAUCGUGACACCAUUCAUGAGAAAAUUGUAGAAUGGAUUGAUUCUUUAACGGUUGAAACUGCCAAAAACAAGUUCCAAAUAAUCCAAGACAAAUUCAUGACGUUUGAUUCUGAUUUUGACGGGACACUGAACUCAGCGGAAUUUCAAACAUUCAUAGAAAGUAAUGAGGCUGUUAGCGUCAUCACAAACAUUACUGACCCUGAGGAACAGGAUGCAUAUUUAAUAAGAGGAAUAUGUGUAGAUGCACUGAUAGAGAGUGCUGAUGUUACCCAAGACUGGAAACUGAACCUCGGGGAACUGUCAUCAUGCCUGGACAAAGACUUCUCCCCACUCAAAAGAAAGUGUUCUUUGGAUGAUAAAGAAUAUGAUGAUGGUAAUGCCGUAAAGAAAAUGUGUAACGUAUGUGUGUGUGGUUGCGGAAACUGGGUAUGCACUGCCCAUAUAUGUGAUGAGUCGAAGCACAAGAUAGGUGAGGCUGAAGCUGGUGGCAUCAACGAAGAUGAUUUGGUGAUGACGCAGACAGAAUGGGAAGCCAAACUCAAACAACUGGCAGAAGGUGCUGUUGAGAUUGGUGAAUGACAAGCCCUGCAACUGGAGACCUCCUCUCUGGCUUAUUUGGAGGUGAGGGUGAUGCUGAGAACGGAGAUAAAACAGACUUAUUUGGAAAGCUAUAUGGUACACUGGACUUGGUUAAAGAAACAUCUAAAAGUGUAAACACAAAAUUUGGAGACUAUAUAUGUCAAGCAACUAGGUUAGAGAAAAUAGUUUAGUUACUAUCAAACAAGUUUAUACUUUAGUUUAAUACUAUUAUCUAGCUAGGUUAGUGCUAAAUAGGUUAAUUCAUUUUAGUUACUAUUAACUACUUACUUAUGGACAGCAUAAUGCAUCUGUCUGGUUUUAAAGAAAGAAACUUUCAAAUCCUUUGGUCCUGAACUGCAAUCUCAUCCUCGGUCCUACAGUACACCCAAGUCUGUGUAGAUCCUGCAUGAUGGCAUUCUUAAUUGUAGCUUUAAGUUUUCCUGAUCUGUGUUUUCCAUGUGUGGGCUUCCAGCUACACAUUCUGGGUAUACUAUCAACUAACUAGAGUAAACUAAGUUGGUUACAUCACUUUAAAGUGUUUGAAAGCUCACAAAAGUUAGUAAGUUUCAACCAUUAACAUGGUUUACAUGACAAAGAACAUUUUAUCCAAAUAAUUUCCAGGAACCAGAUGAAUUUCUAUCAUUAUUAUACUGUUAGCUAACUAGGUUAGAAAAAGUAGUUCAAUGUUCACUGUAUGUGUGCCCCUUCCCCAUUAACAAUACAUGAAUUAUUGUAUUGCACAAGAGCAGAGAUUUGCUGUAUACUUCGAUACUUGCAUGCACGAGAUGCGCCGACAUGUUUCAUUCAUUAAGACUGUCUGAUGUACUGUAUAUUUUUUUAGCAUUAUAUUUAUGAAUUCAGGAUUGCAGGAGGUUUAUUCUGCUACAUAAUUACAUCAUUUUGCCUGGAGGAUUGUAUAUAACAAUAAGGCCACAUUAGUGCUUUGCAGCAAUGCCUUAACCUAUCAAUUAUGCAUCACAGACCUGCCAAGCCUAGCUCUGAGAUGUGUUUAUAGGGUGGAUUACAUUACAUUUACCUAUUAUUUACUGUGAUUAUGUUGUGAACAAUAACAUUUGUCUUCCAUCAUCAUUACAUUCCUACAGUAUAUAUAUUGAAUAUUAAAAAAAGACCUUUCAUCAUUGAUAGGCCUACUUAAUGUGAUACAUGUUUCUUAACAUGAUUAAUGUUUCUGUAAAACUUAUUAUUACGUUGAAUUGCAUGAUGUUACUUCAUAUGGUCUCUUAUAUCAUGUUAUUACAUAAUAUAACAUAUUAUUAUGUUAUAUUAUUAAAGAUCCAACUGCUUUUUUUUUUUGGCUCAGCUUAGCUUAGUAGUUCUCUGAAUAUCCCAUUCAUAUGAGAAGUACUGUAAUGUUAUUCUGCAAUGUGAUGCAAAACAGGUUUAAAAUCUGCAUCUGUUACAUUCAGCACAAACGCCUGCUGAGGCUAUCCCAUGCAGUGUGUGAGCAUCGGGUUGUCUGCAAUAUAUAUUUGGGUAAUUCCAUGUAAAACAGGACAUGAACAUAGAAAAUUCAAAAUGAUUUUUGAAAAAUAAAUUAUAUAUGACUACUGUAUAGUACAUGAGUUGAAGUUUCUGAAAAUAUAUUGUGCUUGAAAGUAGAUGGCCAUUUUGUUUUUCAAAAUGGCUGCAGAAAUUUGCAUAAUUUAUGCAAAUUUAGACUAUAUAUUAUAUAUACUUUCACUUUUUUUAAAUUUACACAUUUGGAUUGAAUUAUUUAUGGUAUUGAAUUAUCAUCUCUGCUACAUUAAGCUCCUCCUGCAGCCACUUCAAGACAUGAGACACUUGUGAUACCUAUCUUACUGGAAAUUCUUAUGGAUUUGAACUACCAUUUACCAAAAUCGCAAAUUAUGUGAUAUCUUAUUUUGUAUUAUUUAAGUUUCCUGGCUCAAAUUAAGCGUAGAAAUAAUUAAUUCACAUUAUAAUUAUCUCACAAAAACAUCCAAAUUGUGUCCCUUUAAAAAUUUAAAAUUGUUUUCUACAUAAUAUAAUAUUACAAAUAAGUGUAACGUCAGUUACGGUAACGUCAGCAACCAACCGAUCAUUAUAAAAAUGUUAAUAUCUUAUGAAAAAUUUAAUAAAUUUGUAAUCAUUAACCAUGUACUUCUAGUAUACUAAUGCAGUAUUCCAUGGCAUAAAACUCAACUUUUGUCUGUCUCUCGGACAUAAGAUAUUCAAAUUUGUUACCACACUCAUUUCCUCCACUAAAUCUGUACCACAAAUAGUAAAAUGUUUAAUUUGGUAUUCCUGUAUUUCACCCCCUUAGUACUACCAUCUCUAGCAAUAAGAAAAAAUUAGGUCUUUCCUAUUUUUAAUAUAAAGUGAGUAACAAUGUGAAUAUAAAGGAUAAAAUGAAACGUCAGUUACCGUGGAAUUCCCCAUUUACAUUUUUGGAUUUGUGCGGAUGUUUAGUCUGUCGAUAUCAAAUUCUCAAGCUGGGACUUAAAAUACUGUAGAGAAGGCGCACAUUGUUUAUAAGAGUGAAAAAGCUUUCACUACUCAAUUGGAUUCACCAUCCUAUAAAAGCCCUGUCCAGAUUAUCAAAUAUUAUUUGUCAAAAACAUGUGACAUGCCUAAAUAUAAGUCAUGAUGACAUCACAUCAUGACCAUAAAUAGGUGAAUCAUGACUAUAUAUGGGCAUACAAGUUUUUUUUUAGUAGACUGGAGGUGACAUUCACCAGUAGAUUUAUUUUUUUGACUUUCUUGGCUUAGAAAUCUGCCUUCUUAUUAUUGGAUUUGUCUUGAUUAUUACUAACCUUUUAUCCAUUUAUAAAAAUGUAAAUGUUAUAUUAUGUACACUGUUGUCAUAAAGAUUAAAGUUUACCUUAACAUAUAUUAUUAUGUAAAUGUUCAUUAUAGAUCAAACUUUACAUAAUAUAAUUAUAUUACAUUGAUUUUUAUUAUACAGAUCAAAAUUUACAUAACAUAAUUAUAUUUUAUAAAUAAAAAAUCAUUACUCUAUAUUAAAGUCAUGAUUAAUUACAUAAAUGUAUUUAAAAAUUUUUUUUUAGCUAUAUAGGUACAAAAUAUGGUUAAAUGGUUUAAAUCAAAAGUAAUGAAUGUUUUAAAAAUGAAAAAGACUAAGUAGAAAAGUUAUGGUAGUCUAUAUUAAUACUGUAUUAAAACAAGUACUAGUUUUAUUAAAUAAAAGUUUAUUAUUUUAAUGUUAUUAAGUCAAUUAAAUGUUAAAUAGCAGGACUAAAACUGAAAUAAUUUAAUUUUGCUAUAAAUAUUUUAUAUCUCAAAAAGAAUUUGAAAAAUAAUAUUGAUGGUAUUAAUAUCAUGUAACAUAAUUAGAAAUCAAAAUAUCUUGUGUUAAAGUGUUUCUAAUUUUACAACCCCUGUAAGCACAUUUUAUAGGCUUAUGUCUAUUAUUCUUUGGGAAAUGGACUUGCUUAUAUCAUGUCUUCAAAAUAUUUCUUGAAAAACAAAUGUAUUGUAUAUAUUAACUUACUAUACAGUACGUGUUGUUUAUGAGGUAGUCAACUAAUUUGUAGAUAGUUGAAUGUCCAUCUGUCAAGUUUUCUGAGACAAAUAUCCUUAACUUGCUCAUAUAUGAACAGGAUGAUGUCAAUUUGAAAUCACAGGUAUUUGUCAUAGGAACUUUAAUAGCAUGGAUAGCGCUUUAGUCAAUAGGAACCAGUACAAUUCUCCAAUAUUGCUUUUAGUCAUUAAGAACCAGUACAAUUUCCAAUACGUGAAGAAUGUUUCAUAUAGAGUGGGGAUUGAUAGUCGCAUGACACAGUUGACGUAUUUGGUCAACGACAUGUUGAAUCCUAAUGUAAGUGAUGGUUGGAUAUAAUGUAGACCUGUUCAUUCAACAUUUUACAAUGUGGUCAUUUUGAUUAUUAGAAAUUCUUUUUUAUUUAUUACAGUAUACUUCAAUAACUUUAAUUCAUUAAAUAGUUCUAUGUUAAAAUUAUACAUAACAAGGAUUUAAUGCCAUUAUAUUGUACAAAUAUCAUGUUUUAUACUCAAUAAAUAUACCAAUAAUUAAGGACAAUGUCCUUGCUUAUUUUUACAUACUUGCA